GCUAUAUAUACAUAUACAUAUAUAUACAUAAUCACGCCGGAAAAUUUAUGCCUAUAAUAUUUUACGUAUCAAACUUCGUAAAAACGAUAGAAGAGGGUCGUGAGAGGUCUAGGAAUACUUCCCAAUAAAUUCCAGACCGAUUCGUAGUCACCGGAGCAUCCUAGAGGUCGCCGGAGUUGCAAGCCAUGGAAACGGGUCUUCAGCAAAAGCGGACAAUUGGCCGUAGAUAGGGGUGGAGGAGCUUCGUCUCGACGUGAGGAUCAUUUUGCAACUUGAAUCGUCGAAAUCCGUUACCUAAGGAGAAUUCAAGUGAAGAUCAAGCUAGAGAUUUUAUUAAGGAGAUUAUCGCAAUUUAAGAUAUCAUGGCACCAAGAAGAGACCCUGAUAACACGCCCACCAAUGCUGAGUUGGCACAAAGCGUUCAGCAACUGGCACAAUUUAUGCACACAUUGGGUGCUACUGUGCUCCAGAACAGUCAAAACCAGAACAAUGGGAAUGAUGCCGCAAAACGAGUGGCUUCUCGCAACCCUCCAAGCUUUCAUGGGCAAGAAGAUCCUCGUAUCCUCGAGAAUUGGCUCCGACUCUUUGACAAACUCUUCGACGCGGUGAGCUGUCCGGAAGAGCAAAGGGUUGACAUUGCUGUUUACUAUUUACAGCAAGAGGCGGAUAACUGGUGGGUCUCAUCAGGCCCAACUUUACGUCAACAACCUGACUUCAAUUGGGAAGCUUUCAAGAUUGCAAUGAGGAAACGUUUUUAUCCUGCACACGUUCAGGCCACCAUGCGUGAUGAAUUCAUACAUUUGAAACAGAUGGGCAUGAGUGUCCAGGAAUAUCACAAUAAAUUCGUGGACCUCGCGCCAUUUGCGAAAACAAUAGUGCCUGAUGAAAGCACCAAAGUUGAGAAAUUUAUCUAUGGACUAAACUAUGAUACGCAGAAAAUCGUCGCUGUUUUGGGUUGCCAAACUCUGACUGAAGCUUAUGAUAGAGCUGCAGUUCACUAUCGAGUUCAGCAACUACAAAGAGAGAGGAACCAGAAGAUGAAGAGGGACGAAGAUGGAGGUCGAGGAGAAAAGAGGGUUAGAGUGCACCCACCUACACAGCAACAAGAAGGGAGGAGGAGGAGAGAUGACCAAGGUGGAAGAAAUUUCCACGGUCAAAACCAACAAAAUGAUCGAAGAGUUGCUCCCAGAGAUAGACACUUCUACUGCAAGAGGUGCGGGAGAGAUCAUCCCGGUGUUAACUGCGAUGGAAGCCUGACAAAAUGUUUCAAUUGUGGGAAGCUAGGGCACCGAACCUUCGAGUGUCUCUCAAAGACCAAUGGGGCACCAGUGAACCAGGUGCAAUACCGUGAUGGAGGAAGACCAGAUAUGAACCAAGCUGGGCCAAAUGGAGGACAAAAUAACAACAACAAUGCCGCCGCCGCCAACAACAACCGCAACCCUCGAGGAGGAGGGAAGAAUAAUCGUGGCAAUGGCAAUGGCGGGAACAAUGGCAAUGGCGGAAACAACGGAAACCGUCCGAACCAAGGGCAAAUCGUGGUGAUGAAUCAGGCCCAAGCCAAUGCUAAUGAUGUGGUUUCAGGUACAUUCCUUGUAAAUUCUGAGCCUGCUUAUGUUCUAUUUGAUUCUGGUGCUUCUCACAGUUUCAUAUCUUCUAGUUUCGUUAAGAAAUUGAAGAUUGAACCAACGGCUAGAAUAGACUUGAAUGUAAGAACUGCCUCAGAUAAAUUCGUAACUUGUGGAAAUGUAUACUCCAACAUUUCCAUACUCAUAUCCGAAUCCAACCUACCUGGAGAUUUAAUCCAAUUUGACUUAAAAGAUAUAGACAUAGUGCUGGGCAUGGAUUGGUU
Molecule: messenger RNA, 1849 nt
Organism: Cuscuta epithymum
Lineage: Eukaryota; Viridiplantae; Streptophyta; Magnoliopsida; Solanales; Convolvulaceae
Source: the annotation of a GenBank genome assembly